ACACCAAUUUCUUCAUCUUUUGCAACUUUGUCACUAUAACAUCAAAGCCAUUUGCCGAAUGAAAAUUUGCAAAUUGUGCAAACCCGUAUCACAGAAACUGCAAUAAAUCUCUCACAAAAAAAGAAACUCUCAACCUUAAAUUUUUCUCAUAGCAAAAAAGAAUGGCAGCGAUGUCAAUCACUACAAACGCCAUUUUGAACCUGUCAAAGGCACUUCCUCGACCCUCUUCAAUUUUCCUUCGCCGCAAUGUCUCCUUCUUUAACCCUUCGAAGACUAUUCCUCAAACAACCUCUCUUGUUAUUCGACACAAAAUCUCCCAUGUCUGCUUCUCAUCUUCCCCUAAUCAAUCUGAGGGACUCCAUGCAUCAGAAGAUUUAAAAAGAAGGCAAGACUUCGAUAGAGGUGUUAAAGAAGAGAAAUCUCCUAUGAGGGAGAUGGCUAAUAAAACAAAAGACGAUGUGAAAGAGUCCAUGGAUGAAACUAAGCGGACAGCCGAAGACAUGAAGGAGAAAACGAACCAAAGCGCAGAGAGCAUUAAGGACAAGACGAGCGACAUGGCGGGGAAGGUGGCCAACAAAGCUAAAGAAGGGAAAGACACGGCAGCCGAAAUGGCACACGACACUACAGAGAGGGAGAAAGAGCGAGCAAAUGACAUGAAGGAAAAGACUAAAGACACUGCAGGGUCCAUGGCUGACAAGACGAAAGAGUACACAGACGAUACAAAAGAGGCCACGAAAGAAGGAGCGAGCAAAGUUGCGGAGACAGCACAGGCAAUAGCUGAUAAAGCUAAGCAAACAAUGCAAGAUGCUAUGGGAGCGGCAAAGGAGACGACUCAGAAGAUUAAGGAAACCGUUGUCAGUUCGGACGAUGACAGGAAGUUCGCUGAGGAUUACAUGGAAGAUCAUAUGGGUAAUAGGAAGGAAGAUACGAGGGAGAAAACUAUGGAUGAAGAUGAGGUGGAGCAGAAGAGGAGGCGUGCAGGGGGAUCUGGUGAUCACAAGAAGCAUUGAGACGGCAAGUGGAAGUUUAAAUUGAAUAAUUUAGUGAAAUGUUUUUUUUUUUGCUAAUAUGUUUGAACUUAGUUCCUUUGCUUGCUUAUUUGUAAUACAAGCACGGACAUAUUCACUUA
This is a messenger RNA of Solanum dulcamara, 1129 nucleotides long. Its product is annotated as late embryogenesis abundant protein 76-like. The record is from RefSeq and is a predicted model, not a curated record. Bases 162 to 1010 code for a protein of 282 amino acids. The transcript has 2 exons. NCBI's taxonomy places the organism in Eukaryota, Viridiplantae, Streptophyta, Magnoliopsida, Solanales, Solanaceae.